Messenger RNA from Colletotrichum chrysophilum, 1551 nucleotides. RefSeq lists its product as uncharacterized. Gene Ontology annotation, molecular function: carbohydrate:proton symporter activity. Lineage: Eukaryota; Fungi; Ascomycota; Sordariomycetes; Glomerellales; Glomerellaceae. Gene Ontology annotation, cellular component: membrane. The record is from RefSeq and is a predicted model, not a curated record. Bases 1 to 1551 code for a protein of 516 amino acids. The transcript has a single exon. Gene Ontology annotation, biological process: transmembrane transport; carbohydrate transport.
AUGGGCAUGUUCAACAUUGACUGGCGUUCCAACGCCUGGGCCCUGGCGUACUGCGGGGUCUCGACCUUCGGCGCUCUUUGUUAUGGCUACGACCAGAUUUACUACACUGGCCUCCUGGGAAUGCGACCGUUCAUUGACGAUUAUGGCACGGCGACCGAUAGCAAAGGGCUCAAGGCCCUGACGACGUCCUUCAUGUCGCUCACUGCUUCCAUCAUUUAUGUCGGCGAACUCGUUGGCGCCCUACUUGCCGCUCCGAUCAACGAUCGCUGGGGUCGAAAGGCGGUGUUCUACUUCGCCUCUUCCUGCAUCAUCGCAGGGGCAAUUGUCCAGCUUACCGCCCGCGGUAUCGAAGGCCUCAUCAUUCUCGGUCGCAUUCUGAUCGGUCUCGGCGUCGGGCAGUUCACGGUCACCUGCUUGCUGUACAUCGGCGAGGUGGCUCCACUUGCGAUCCGGGGGCCUGCACUGAUGAUGUUCCAAUUCAUGCAGUCCUGUUCCCAACUUGUCGGCUCAGGCAUCACCCAAGGGACCGAGGCGAUUGCCAACAAGAACGCAUACCUGAUCCCGAUGGGUCUUUUGAUUCUUCUCCCUGGGCUGAUGAUCAUGGCAUUGCCGUUCACGCCAGAGAGCCCGACAUGGUACGCGACAAAAGGACGGCUACCUGAAGCCGAGAUAGCACUUAGGAAAAUCAACAAGAGUCACCGCGACUACCAACCUGCUUACGAUAUUCAAAUUUUAGACGAGGCGGUCAAGAGAGAAGCUGCCUACGCUGCAGAUUCUACCUGGAUUUCUCUUCUGCGAGACCCAAUCGAGCGACGCAAACUGAUCUACUCCUGCGGCGCCAUGGUUGCACAGCAAAUCAACGGCAUCCAGUUUUUCUAUUCCUAUGGUGUGGUUUUCGCGCAAUCAAUCGGCAUCAAAGAGGCCUUCACAAUUUCGCUUAUUACAAAUAUUCUACAGGUCAUCUCAGUUGCCGUUUCAGUUGUCCUUGGUAACAAAAUUUCACGUCGCAAGAAUCUCCUAAUUUGCACAGCCGGCAUCUUCGGGGCGCUUGUCGUUGUUGGAGGCCUGGGUUCGCAGAGAGCUCCGUUCUCCAACGGCACCAGCGCUGCCAUUGUGGUUUUCUCGUACAUCGUGAUCGUCUGCUUCAAUUUUUCGCUGGGUCCACUGGCUUUCACAAUCGCCUCGGAGAUGGCAGUGGGGCGCAACAGAAACAAGAUCAUGUCUUGCUCAAUCGUCUGUUUCUUCCUGACUGUUUGGGUCAUUGCUUUCGUUUCCCCUUACUUGUACUACGACGCGAACUUGGGACCCAUGCUAGGGUUUGUCUGGGCAGGGACGACCAUUAUCACGCUCACAUAUGUCUGGUUCUGUGUUGGGGAAACGACGGGCCGAAGCAACCUCGAACUCGAACGAUUUUUCUUGGAGAAGGUUCCGGUUCGGCAAUGGAAGAGGCACCGCUUCAUGGACGUGGCUGGUGCCGAGGAUCCCAAGUCCGUGGUCCAUGUGACUGAGAGAGAAACCCUUGGGAGUGGAAUGUCCUCUGCUGCUAAGUAG